Messenger RNA from Guillardia theta CCMP2712, 873 nucleotides. RefSeq lists its product as hypothetical. NCBI's taxonomy places the organism in Eukaryota, Cryptophyceae, Pyrenomonadales, Geminigeraceae. The record is from RefSeq and is a predicted model, not a curated record. The coding region runs from base 1 to 873 and encodes 290 amino acids. The transcript has 8 exons.
AUGCUGAGAAGCUUUCUGUGGACGUUGGGGCUGAGGGAAGAAAGAGAGGAGGAGGAGGAGGGCCACAGGAAGAGGAUGGUUAACCUGAACAAGUUGAGCGAGAAGCUGGAGAUUGCCUCGAACCUCGUGACAGCAGGAAAACUUGACGAGGGGAGCGCGGUAUGCAAGGAGUUGGAAGAGAGCAUCAGGGCUUGCCUGAGAGACGCUACCUCUCAAAGUGAGAAGGUCAUGCUGGAGAGGUUGAAGAGGACGAACAUGGCGAUGAUUGACAAGCUGAAGAAGCUAGAUGUGCAGCAGCGGAGGAGAGGUAGGGAGAUACGCGAGGAGCCGAGCUGUGCAGUAGCUUCAGGAGCGAGACAACAGUACAGCAAUUUCUCCAUCCCGGGCAGGGAGGAGGGGACAGACCUGCAGCUGGAGCAGCAGUUGGCCACUACCAACCUUGAGCUUCGCGAGAGAGAGAUCCUCGUAGAUGAAAGAUCAGUCGAGCUAAGCAAGGUCAGUCAAGAUGAGCAGGGAUGCCUGGAGCCCUUGAAAGUUUGCGAUGGAGCAGAAUAUGUCGACGAUGACUUGCUUGAGGAGGUUGAGAAGGACGUGGCGGCGAUCAACGAGUGUAUGAGGGACAUUGGCGAGCUCGUCCUCCAGCAGGGAGAGACUCUUGGCAAGGACGGGGUGCUGUCAUGCCAGCUCGAGGAUGCCAAGGAAAGGUCCAACGAUGCGGCUCAUCAGUUCGCCAAAGCUGGAAAAUCGAGAGCAAACAGGCGGCAGUUUGAAGGAGGGGCGACAGCUGCUGCAGUUGGCGGCAUCGUGGGAAUCAUAGGAGGGCCUAUUGGCAUGGCGGCAGGAGCAGCUACUGGUGCUCUCGUGGGAUCGUAA